UAUCGUCUUUUGCAGCUUUUGUGCAGCAUUAUUUUUAUGAUUUUAAUAAACUGCAAUUAUUAGCUAUACCCAAAAGAGUUUAGUUCAGUUUCUUUCCAUUAUUGACUACACGGUUAAUGUGUUAAUGGAUGGCCUGCAAGUGGUUGCAAGUCCAUAUUGUAUUCACAUGACCUUUCCUAAGUUGGACUGUUUUAGAACCAACCAAUUUACAUAGUAAACUGUGAUGAAUGAAUAUAUGACAUUUUGAGAGGUGUUUUGUUUUUUCUUUUUUUUUGAGAUAAAGGCACUCCAUGCAUGCGCUGAACGAAUAGAUGUGUUUUUUUUAAACCUUCUUUAUUAACCUUGUUUAUUUCCAGGCUGUUUUGUCUUUGUUUAAACACGUAAAAGCCAGCUCUCAGAGUUUUGAACUCAAAUGUUUGUCCCCUCAUUAGACCUCUUAUUUAAAAUUAUAUCAUCUCAUAUAUAAACUGAAUUUAAAAAUUGAUGUUGCUUCUGAAACGAGCUUAUAUUAAUCAGAUAUAUUCAGACGGAUAUUAAAUGCACAAUGUAGAAAGACGCAUCUGCAUGUUUGUAUAUUCCGCUAUCUACAUUAAAACGAAACAGAUGUUUACAUUCAAAUUUCUCUAUGAGUGUGAUCUGUCAUGUGAGUAAGCAAUUGGUGAACUCAUUUGUCCAGAGCACCAUGAGGGCUUUUUAGCAUCUCAGAAAUCAAUACCGUGAGAUCAAUGGGUCUCUGCUGAAGUGCUUUUCCCUCGCACAAUCUGUGUCACAUGUACACGGGGACACAAAAGAACCGCAAAAAAGGGCCACGAAGACCUCACAUCGAGCUUUGCAGCUGGAAAGAAAACUUAAAAAUAGCAUUCAAAGAGAACAUUUCUAAGGAUAGACUGCAAAAUGACCAACUUUACAGAUGAAGAUCUGGACAACUAUUUGCAAAAUCAGGUGACCUAUUUAUGCUGUCACGGGCACUGAGAUCUAAAACACACUAAAGUAUUAACUUUAACCGAAUCUUGUUGUCUAUUUUAUUUUAGUCUGGUAAGAGUUUGUUCCAUUCAGAUAGCUCAUUAAAUAGGCUGAUUGCUUCGGUUUGUUUGCAAGAUGCUAAUUUGCUCUGUUGCGCUGUUUGUUAAUGGUGGCCGAAUGUGUUAUUGUCAGGUGGAUCUCAGGCAUCGUCAGGUUUCAAAGUCUGUAGAAGAUGUGCAAAAAAUCAUUAAAGAUCUUACAGCUGAGGUCAGCUCAAAGGAUGCUCGUUUCCAGUCCAUUGCAAACUCUGGAGUUCAUAAUGUCAGCCUCAAAGACCAGUCGGCUUUAGUGUCAAAAUGGUCUGCAUUACUCAGAGGAAGAUGUGCAUACAACCCUGCCAUCCAAGUGCUCACUCCAACUCUGUUCCUGAUUUCGGUGCCUCUACAGGGUCUGAUUGGCUAUAAGGAGAGGAGAGCGCGCCAGUGGCGUUACUACACGCUGAGCGGAUCUCGUCUCCUCUCGCCGGUCCGUGAGCCAGAGAAGCUCCACCAGUGGCUGGAGCUGGAGAGUUUCGUAAAUCCGAGUCAGGAGUGGCACGAUGCCCGCAUGAUCAUUGAGGGUGAUAUUGUGCCAGCAAAGGUGGUGAACAUCUUCAGAGAGCAUCUAGAGGCAUCCAUAAAGACCUGCGGCCUAACAAGUAAGGUGAGUAUUCUGGAAUCGGUUGGGGCAGUGGUGCGUGUUGCUGUGGAAACAUCAGAGGCACAAAUUGAGGUGGAAUUGGUUCCUACGGUGGAGCUAAUGAACUACUGGCCGAAGAGAGCUAGGUGGCCUCGGCUCUUUCGAAGAUGGCCCUCCACAGACCGAGCUCGCUGUAUUAAGUCUUUUGGAUUCAAUCUAAUGGCCACAUCAAACUACCACUGGCUGCUGUCAUUCUCACGGGCAGAGCAGGUGCUGAUGAGCAAUAUAGAUGAGGACGGCGGCUACCGCAGGAAGUGUUAUCGGGUGGUCAGACAGCUCAAAGAGGACGUCUGGUGUCCUGGAAGCAAACCCGUCAUCACUGCCUACCACCUACAGACGCUGCUUUUCUGGACAUGUGAGAAGUACCCCUGCACCAGGGACUGGAGAGACUUCAGAGGAUGUGUAUUACGGCUGGUGCAAAAGCUACAUAAGUGUGUCAGUCAGCAUUACCUCCGACAUUACUUUGUGCGAUCCCACAAUCUUCUGAAAUACAGCAAUACCAAUGAGCUUGAUGACGUGGCAAAGAAGAUCAAUAAUUUCCUGGACAACCCCGGAACAUACCUUCAUUAGAAGCUUCCUCUAUGGGUUAGAUGGCAUAAAUCUAUGUUAGCUGUGCUCUGUUCUGACUGCAUCAUAUUGAUGAGAUGAUCAUGGUAAUAGGCUGUGGUUGGAUGAAGUGAGUAUGCAUGUAUAUGUCUAUCUGAUCCUGAAAUCUUCGCCAGAGUUAUGAUGUCAGUUUUUUUUUUUUUUUUUAAGUUUUUUUGAUUGAUUGAUAAAUGCUGAAUUAAAUAAUGAAGUUAAAUAUUUUCUCAUCAAAAAAUGCACCAUUUUUAUUUUAUUUUUUUAAAUGAUCAGUGCCCUUUUUUUUGGACAAAGAUGGACCGUUCAAAUAAGAUAUUUGAGUCCUUAAACCUAUUACAGGAACGCUUAGAUUUCAUCUGUUCCAGUAGAGGGCACUGUGAUUACAGCAACACGUGGUACA
Messenger RNA from Puntigrus tetrazona (Sumatra barb), 2683 nucleotides. RefSeq names its product mab-21-like 3 (gene mab21l3). Bases 1099 to 2271 code for a protein of 390 amino acids. The transcript is spliced from 6 exons. The record is from RefSeq and is a predicted model, not a curated record. Lineage: Eukaryota; Metazoa; Chordata; Actinopteri; Cypriniformes; Cyprinidae.